AUGGUAGCAAGCGAGCCGGUCAUUGACCUUGAGCCAUUCGGCAGUUCAAUAGCGAUUCCGUUCCCGCGCGUGCACCGUUUCUCCGCAGCGUCGACGGGCGCUUUCCGCGGGGAAAAGCGACGCAAAAACUCGGACGGAAGCCCGCCACGCAGCGGGCCGAUGGCGGGCCGACGACGGGACGACAACGGGACGACAACGGGCCUUGAGCCG
Molecule: messenger RNA, 210 nt
Organism: Iphiclides podalirius (scarce swallowtail)
Lineage: Eukaryota; Metazoa; Arthropoda; Insecta; Lepidoptera; Papilionidae
Source: the annotation of a GenBank genome assembly